UCUUUUGUGAUGUGGAAGGGUCUUAUCUACAUUUAUACGUUUAUUGUGUACUGUGGAGUGACGUAGGGACUUCCCCCAAAUACUUUAUGCAGUUCUCCGCACUUAUACAUCACGUUAAUCACGUUAGUUUUGCGUUUCACACGCAAAGAAUCAGUACUCAAUAUUAGUAUCGUUCCAACAAAAAAAAUGGCAUCUUUUAAAAAUGUUGUAUUGGGAGAAAUGCCUGAUGGUGAUCUUGGAUUUGACACUCAAUUGAUCGAACUAUCGGCAAAUUCCUUAGAGUACAAACUAGUAUUAAAACAUCUUAGCAGCACUAUGCAAAGCAGUAUUUCGAAAAUACAAAAGAUUCACUGUCCAUCACUUUACGGAUGGUAUAUGAUUAAAAAGGCUGAGUACGAGAGUCGAGGUUAUGAAGAUUGCGAAAAAACGUUGGUUCAUGUAACUGGAGCUAGCAAUAUUUCCUCGAUAUUGCGUUCCAAUUUAAAUUGGCGCAGAGUUAGUCGUCAUAAGUUUGGAAAAGGUAUCAGCUUCGCGGAUGAUGCAGCUUACGCCAAUCAAUAUGCCGCUAUGUCAAUUGGUUUAGAUCGUGCUAUAAUAAUAGCAGAUGUUUUGAUUGGAAAUUGUUAUCUUGGGAAUUCUUGGACCGAUUUACCGCCAGAUGGAUAUGACACAACCACCGGAAAUCGACAUGUUUUCGUCAAAUUUUACGAUGACGAAUUUUUACCAAAAUAUGUUGUGUAUUAUACCUCACCUCCUAUAGUUAUAAGGAGGAGAUUUAAUCGUUUUCGUUUUUAAAACCUCUGAUUGUUAUAACCUAUCAUUUGUAGUGAACACUUUGUAGUAACAAAUAAAUAAUUUAUUUAUUUAAUUUGCCCAAAAAGAAAUAUACAUAUAAAGUAUA
This is a messenger RNA of Onthophagus taurus, 901 nucleotides long. Its product is annotated as zinc finger CCCH-type antiviral protein 1. Gene Ontology annotation, molecular function: NAD+ poly-ADP-ribosyltransferase activity. Gene Ontology annotation, cellular component: nucleus. NCBI's taxonomy places the organism in Eukaryota, Metazoa, Arthropoda, Insecta, Coleoptera, Scarabaeidae. The record is from RefSeq and is a predicted model, not a curated record.